Molecule: messenger RNA, 1521 nt
Organism: Stegastes partitus (bicolor damselfish)
Lineage: Eukaryota; Metazoa; Chordata; Actinopteri; Pomacentridae
Gene: ubtd1a
Product: ubiquitin domain containing 1a
Exons: 5
Coding region: 57-824 (255 amino acids)
Molecular function (GO): protein binding
Source: RefSeq, a predicted model, not a curated record
GCCUGCUGAUCGACGCGUCAGGAUCCGGUGAUAAGUUCACUUGGAAACAAGUUCGGAUGUGGCAAGCAAACUGCAGACGAAUGCAUAAUUUAGCAGACUGGAUUUCUGGGACAGUGAUGGGAGGCUGUGUGGGGAGGAGCAGGAUGGAUGGACAAGUGAGCGCCCGGAGCUCGACAAGGAGCAAAAAACGUGGAGGACGUAAUGAGCCUCUCAAGAAGGAGCGCCCAAAAUGGAAGAGCGAGUACCCGAUGACAGAGGGCCAGCUCAGGAGCAAGAGGGACGAAUUUUGGGAUACGGCUCCAGCCUUUGAUGGACGGAAAGAGAUCUGGGACGCACUCAGAGCAGCAGCCCUGGCUGCCGAGUGCAAUGACCUGGAGCUAGCACAAGCUAUAGUGGAUGGAGCCUGCAUCACUCUGCCACAUGGCUCUCUCACAGAGAGUUAUGAUGAACUGGGUAACCGCUACCAGCUCCCAGCGUACACUUUAGCCCCGCCUGUCAACCUCAUCUCUGAAACAUCCAGUGAGGUCAAAGUGUCUGAAUCCACACAAAAACAAGCUCAACCUCCUCCCUGCAGACAAGAGUUCCAGCUGCGGGUGCGAUUAUCAACAGGAAAGGACGUGCGUCUGACAGCCAGCAUGGCGGACUCCAUCGCUGAGCUAAAGAAGCAGCUGGAAGAACAGGAAGAAAUUGCUGUGACCCGUCAGAGGUGGUUCUUUUCCGGGAAGCUUCUGACCGACAAGACUCGUCUGCAAGAUGCCAAGAUCCAGAAGGACUACGUUGUCCAAGUGAUUGUCAAUGUGAAUUCCCCAGUUAUAACUAACUGAGGAGGGAGACAGAGGAAAUGAUUCGCAGAAAAGAUCAAUAAUGUGCCAGGAGUAGGGCUUGAAAUCACUUUCCAGUUGGUACUGCAGUGGAAUUUUGUGUACAUUUUUAUAUAAUAAAUUAUUGCUUUUAUAUUGCUCCUUUUUCUAUUUUUCCUUUUUCCAAAUAAAGUAAGAAUACUGAAAAGCACUGAAACACUUUAGAUUCAACUUAGAGCCCUAAGAUGCACAUCCCAGUGUCUGUCUGUUUGUGAAGACAUCAACACUCAGCUCUGUUGUUUACAUGGCUUCCCCUCCUUGUCAUGUCUGUUUGUACUUGUGCUUAUUGAUAAAUUAAAUGCGGUUCACCUGGGAAUCUCAGUGAAGAAAAGCCAUUCUCUCUUUCUCUCUUCCCUUCUUUCUGUCUUUAUUUUGUAAGUUUUCUGUCAUGCAAGUCGAGAAAUAGAAACUGUAAAUAUCAGAUUCAAUAUGUGUUGUUUUUGUCAUGUAACUACGUGCACAUGCUAUGUUUUCAAUGCACAACUGUACAUUCAUGAAAAAGACACGGAAUGUAAAGAAGGCACCUUAAAAAAAGGUAAUAAGAGAUGGAUCAGAUUUGUUUUUUAUUUCAUCACUUCAGACAAGAUACUGUAGUUUUAUGUACGAUAUGAUGCUCACUGUACUUGAAUAACUUAUCAAUAAAUAUUAUAAAUUUAAAGUC